Messenger RNA from Bathycoccus prasinos, 1371 nucleotides. RefSeq lists its product with no specific name. Gene Ontology annotation, biological process: snRNA import into nucleus. The transcript has a single exon. The record is from RefSeq and is a predicted model, not a curated record. NCBI's taxonomy places the organism in Eukaryota, Viridiplantae, Chlorophyta, Mamiellophyceae, Mamiellales, Bathycoccaceae. The coding region runs from base 1 to 1371 and encodes 456 amino acids. Gene Ontology annotation, cellular component: nucleus; cytoplasm.
AUGAACGUUGGACAACCACCCGGAGAUGAUGAUGAUGUAAAAUCAUCAUCGCGUCAAAAUCAUCGGACGUCUCUCAAGAAAGCGUAUUCGUCUCGCGUGUCGAAAGAAAAACAGAGGCGCGAUGCGCUCUCGAGACAAGACAAUGCGAGGCGAGAUUUCGCGGACCACGCGAGACGUAUCGUCGUCCAAGCGUCGAAGGAGGAAGAGUCGGAAUCAAAAACAAAGAGAGGAAGAGGAGAGGAAUAUGUGGACGACGACGAAGGAGAAGAACGCAAGGAGGAGAAGAAACGGAUGAAAAGAACAACAACAAAAACUGGUGAUGGUGGUAAUGACGAUGAUGUCGAUGUAAAAAAAACCGAAAGAGGUGAAUUGCAACUGCCGGAAUACAUGACGGAUGUGCCCACGGAUUUAGGGGAAAAUUGGCUCUGCCAACCGAAACCGAGAGGAAAACGGUGCGCGGUGAUCGCCGCGAGAGGGAGGACGAGUGCAUUCGAUGCGCGCGGGAAGAGAAUAACGCUGGAAAAUAAGAAGAAGUACUUUCAAAGUGCAAUACCAGGAGGGAGUUUUCAGACGAGAGGUAAUUCGGAGACGUUUUGUAUAUUGGAUUGCGUGUACGGCGGCGGCGAAAGGAGAAGAGUAGGGGACGCGGCGGUUGCCGGAGAUGACGACGCGAUGGAGGAAGAUGGGGGAAACGCAAACGACGACAACGGAGGAGGAUAUUUUGUGGUGCUAGAUGUGAUGGCGUGGAAUGGCGCGGAGACGUACGGAUGUGACGUGGAGUUUCGGAGCUUUUGGUUGCAAAGUAAGUUUGCGAGCGAAAUCGACUCGUGCGCGGUUAGCCGCGACGGGCACGAGUAUCCCAUGUUUCCAGCGCCGAUUUUUUCGUGCGCGACGGUGAAUGAAUUAAGGAUGUGUUACGAAGGCGCGAGAAUGAAGAGUUUUGGAGGGUACGUGUUUGCGUGCGACGGACUCAUCUUUCGCGAUAAGAGGGCGUCGUAUACUCCUGGCGAGAGCACGCCUUUGGCGUUGCUCUAUAAAGACGAAGCGCUUUGCGAGAGCUGCGGAGAAGGAACGUUUCGCCGAGAAGUUUUAGAGAGAGGAUGCUUUUUGAAAGUAAAAAGAGAUGGAAGUGGUGGAGACUUGUGCGCGAUAGAUGAUAAUACAGUUUUAGUAUCAGCGGGAGGAGGGAAUCAAUUGAAUCCUAACGUUGCCGUGCGCUGCGAAUGGGAAGGCGACAAAUUAGUUCCGCGGGGAAACUGCGAAAGGAAAGGAACGCGUCCGGAUGCGUUCUCGAAGAUACAAUUUUACAUCGCGUGCAAAACCAACAACCCACUGACGAUGGACGAAAUAGCGUCGUCCGUGUGUAAAUAG